AGGCUGCCCGCGACGCCCGCGCUCACAGCCCGUCGUCCGGCGACGAGCCUGAACCCAGCCCCGGCAAGGAGAACGCAGGCUUGCGCGGCGCGCCGCCUCCGCGCCCCCCGCGCCGCCGCCGCCGCGAGUCCAGCUCGCAGGAGGAGGAGGUCAUCGACGGCUUCGCUAUCGCCAGCUUCAGCACGCUGGAGGCGCUGGAGAAGGACAUGGCCCUGAAGCCGCAUGAGCGGAAGGAGAAGUGGGAGCGUCGCCUCAUCAAGAAGCCCCGGGAGACAGAAAACUGCCCAUCCUCAGAGCCCAGUGUGAGCAGACAGCCCCUGGAAGCCAGCAGCCCUGGGCAGGACUUGGAGCCGGCCUGUGAUGGAGCAACCAGGAAGGUCCCACUACAGCCCUCCAAGCAGAUGAAGGUCACCAUAUCCAGAGGGGGCGACCAGAACAGUGGUGAUGACAGUGUCCUUGAAGCCACCAGCUCCUGCUGGAGCCACUCCCAGGACCAGCUCAGUGAUAGUUCGGCGCAAGCAGUGUCCGGGAAAGGCUACUCUUGUGACAGCGAGAGUGGCAUGGAUGACAAGGCUUCCGUGGGCUCGGAGCAGCUCUUUGCCCCAGCGACUGACACAGGUGCAGUACUGGACGAGAGGUCGGAGGUUAGGGCCGGGGCGGCACCCAAGGUGUCAGGUCUGGAACGCAGCCGGGAGCUGAGCGCGGAUCCCUUCCUGCCCGCCGCUACCCUGCCCACUGCGCCGCCCGGGGCGCGGACCAACCCGCUGCUGAAGACCGAAGCACUGCUCCGCCACGCUCCUCCGCCCCGGCCCCCGCAGCCCCUUGGCUCACUGCCCACACAGACGACGCAAACAAGAGAGCCUGCGCCGCUGGGCGCCUUCGCGGGCCCGGGUCAGGCCGCACCUUCCGGCCUGCACCUGCCCGGCCUCAGCAGGAGCAGCAGCGCAGGCAGUGGCGCCCCACUGGGCCUGGGGAAGCACAGGUCGCUAUCGCCGCCAGGGCCAGGCCCCCACCUCUCUACCUCACACCUGGCACUCCGGGCCCAGGUGCACCAGCACCCCGCGGCCAUGUUCGCCGCGCCCACACUGCCCCCUGCCCCGGCGCUGCCUGGCAGCCUGGUGGUCCCAGGACACCCCUCAGAUACCAGCCUGUUGCUCUCCCUCAGCCAGCCAAUCAUGUAUUGCCAGCCUCAUGCGGGGAUUCUGAUUGGUACUUGGUCACAGGCUCCUCUCUUCCCUCCACCCCCCGGCCCGCACCUGGCGAGCGGCCCCCGAGGCCUAGCCUGCCGAAGCAGCAAGUGCCAGAGCACAGAGAGGCCAGCCCCCCUGGGCCCGGGGUCCCUGCUGCGGGCCGAGUUCCACCAGCACACUCACCAGCACACUCACCAGCACACACACCAGCACCAACACACAUUUGGCCCCUUCCCGGGGCUGCCCCCGACUCCGCUCAUGCCGCCUGCCGCACCCCCUCCGUUUGACAAGUUCUCGCCCAGGCUGGACAGCCCCUACUUCCGACAUUCCACUCUCUUCCCGGCCUUCCCCUCUGCUGUCCCGGGGCUACCCACCCUACUUGCACAUGCCAGCCCCUUUGGGUCCCUGCAGGGCGCUUUCCAGCCCAAGACUGCAAACCCGAUCCAGGUUCCAGGCCGAGCCAGUGCCGUCCACACGCUCCUGCAGAAAGCCCCUGGGGUGACUGACCCAUACCGGACGGCAAUCAGGAAGCCAGGGAAGUGGUGUGCAGUGCACGUGCAGAUCGCCUGGCAGAUCCUCCACCACCAGCAGAAGGUGAGGGUGAGGCGGACACAGGCCCUCAGCCUCGCGUGCUGGCACGGGCGUGCACAGCUGCAGCUGGACCCCCACAAGCUGGAGGUGGGCACCAAGCUGGACCUGUCCAGCAGGCCCCCUGCCCCAGGCAUGUUCUCGGGGUCCCACUACCCACAGGACCUGGCCCAGCCUCUCUUCUCCAGCACAGGUGCCACCCACCCUGCCACACACCCGCUGGGCCCCUCUGUCCAUCAUGCCAGCUUCCUGCCUGCCGCCCACCUGACAGACCCUUUCAGCAGAUCGGGCACCUUUGGGGGCCUGGGCAGCCUGGGCAGCCAUGCCUUCGGAGGGCUGGGCAGCCACAUGCUGGCUCCGGGGGGCGGCAUCUUCACCUCCAAGGAGGGCUCCCCCUUGCACAGUCUACCUGGCCCACACGAGGCCUGGAGCCGGCUGCACCGGGUGUCGCCCCCAUGGCCCAAGCCCACUGAUGUGCUGAGCAGCCGCAGUCGGGAGCCCCAGGAGCUGGAGCUGGAGCCAGGCUGCGAGGAGCACGAGCGAGACUUCCUGGAGAAGACGCGCCUGCCUCGGCCCCUGGUGCCGCACGCCCUACUUCUGUGUGCUCCGGAGCCCUGUGUGAAGGACGCCAGCUCUCCGGGGCUGGCGCAGGAGGAUGGCGCCAUGCUGGCUAUGCGCCCACCGUCGCCCUGCAGCCAGGCGGCCCUGGGUGACAGCCUGCACAUGAGCAGCCUCCUGGGCCGCGAGCUCCCACCCAGCACCAACGCCGUCAAGGUGAAGGAGGAGCACGGGGAGGGCACUGCUGCAGGUCCAGGCUUGGGCUGCGACCAUGACCUCAACCUGGCGCUGCACACGCCGCCCCCGCUGGUGGCCGCGCCCGGGGUCCCUGCACGCCCCAGGCCCGCACCGCUGCCUGGGGAGCCCCGAGAGUACCCGGCUCGCACCCCACACGAGGUAGAGGCCCGGUAGCCCCCGCGGAUGCAGCUGGGGGCGCGUUGGGCAGAGUAGGCCGUCGAAACCCUGCUUUGUACUUUCCCACAGGUGAGAAGCGUUUUUAAUGGUUUUGUACUUUCUUAAUUUUGUGCUCCUCAGACGUUUAACCAAAACCUGAUUUCUAGUUGGGGUUUGGGACUCACUGGACUCGGCGCCCUUUCCAGCCCCAGGUCUCGUCUUAUUUAUGGAGAGAGGAGGGCGGCCUUGCCGUCCAUGCACUGUGAGGCCACCAGGCCCGGCCCUGUCCUCCCUCGGCCCUUGGAGCCGAGGCCGCAGGUCUAUAUUAAAGUAAUGGUAGUGUACAAAGCU
This is a messenger RNA of Octodon degus (degu), 3080 nucleotides long. RefSeq names its product fibrosin like 1 (gene Fbrsl1). NCBI's taxonomy places the organism in Eukaryota, Metazoa, Chordata, Mammalia, Rodentia, Octodontidae. The coding region runs from base 207 to 2747 and encodes 846 amino acids. The record is from RefSeq and is a predicted model, not a curated record. The transcript is spliced from 20 exons.